AUGGCUUCUCAAGAUCAAAUUCUUCGUGAAUUUCUUGAGACAUACAACCGUAUUGUUGAAGAAUGUUUCAAUCGAUGUAUUUACACAUUCAACUAUCGAUAUUUACUUGAUGAUGAAAUAGAUUGUUCAUCUCGUUGUGCAUCGAAAUUUAUGAAUGUUAAUCAACGCAUAGCAAUGAAUUUUGCAGAAAUACAAUCAAAAAAAAUGAUUGAUAUGCAGGAACAAGCCGAAGCACGAUCAGAGGAACAAGCAUCACCAACAUCCAAUAGUCAAAUGGCUGGCAAUUCUAAACAGUCUUGA
Rotaria socialis is the source of this 300-nucleotide messenger RNA. The record is from the annotation of a GenBank genome assembly. NCBI's taxonomy places the organism in Eukaryota, Metazoa, Rotifera, Eurotatoria, Philodinida, Philodinidae.